AUGCCCCCGGAAGCCUCCUCAUCGCGGCACACGCAGACCGCAGCGGCGCCAAACGGCGGGAGCUCCGGCCAUGGGCAACUUGGCCCAGAUGGCGCUGCCACAGACGCACCAGCCCCAGAGAAGAUCGACCUAGGAUCGGAGAACGGAGCAGAGAGGGGCGAUCAAGGGCAGAAGGAAGCAGCGGGGAAUGGGGGGCCUUCCGGAGUGCCCGCCCCGCCUGAUGAGGCGGGGAAGGACGAUUUGCUGAGGGAGUUUUUUAUGGAGAUGCGGGCGGUGGACAGGGACAACGAGGUGGACAGGAUUCUGGGGACGUUCAAGCUGAACCCGUUUGAGCAGCUGCUGCUGAGGUUCGACGCGGGACCGGAGGAGGUGCGGCGCCAGUACAGGAAGCUGUCGCUGAUGGUGCAUCCGGACAAAUGCUCGCAUCCGCGGGCGAGGGAGGCUUUUGAGGUGCUGGGCGAGGCGCACAAGCUGCUGCUGGAUGGGGAGAGGAGGGAGCAGCUGGACUUUGCGCUGGGCGUGGCGCGGGAGGAGAUAAGGAAGGAGAGGAGGAAGAGCACCAAGCACGACGCGGCGGUGCGGGUGGCGAUCGCGCUGCACGAGGAGGGGCGCGCGGGCGUGGAGGCGGUGUACGAAGCCACGGAUGAGUUUCAUGAGAAGUGGAAGGCCAAGGCGCGGGAUGUGUUGGCGAGGACAGAAUGGCGGAGGAGGAACUUGGCGAAGCGGAUAAAGGACGAGACGAACAGGAUAGAGGAGGAGGAAAAGACGACCAAGGCGCAGCUCAAGAGGGUGAGGGAGCACAAGGAAACGUGGGAGAAGACGCGGGACGAGCGGGUGGGGACCUGGAGGGACUACUUGAAGUCAGGGGGGAAGAAAAAGAAGAAAAAGGGGAUGACAGAGUUGCGGCCGCCCAAAAUAAAGACGAACGAUGAGGACAAAUUGUAUGUGCAGCGGCCGGUUGGGGAACAGUUCAGACCACCUCAAUCGAAAUGA
Molecule: messenger RNA, 993 nt
Organism: Ostreobium quekettii
Lineage: Eukaryota; Viridiplantae; Chlorophyta; Ulvophyceae; Bryopsidales; Ostreobiaceae
Source: the annotation of a GenBank genome assembly